Molecule: messenger RNA, 835 nt
Organism: Harpegnathos saltator (Jerdon's jumping ant)
Lineage: Eukaryota; Metazoa; Arthropoda; Insecta; Hymenoptera; Formicidae
Exons: 4
Coding region: 92-667 (191 amino acids)
Source: RefSeq, a predicted model, not a curated record
CACUCUGAUUCUCACAACGAGUUGACGGAUCUUUGAAAACGCGCGCCGCACCGCCAACACCCUCCGUGAGUUGAGCCGUGGACCCGCGAUCAUGUUCGGGAAGACGAAUAUCCCCAUAAUCGUGCUGUUCUUCAUCAUCAACCACGUGUCCUGCAAAAGGCAGAAUCUCACUCAGCUGAUUAAGGAGAGUUUCAGAGGGGAGCCUCAGCUAUAUUAUUCGUACGAUCUACGUAACAUACCGGUGGUGAGGGAUAUCUCUUAUCUGCCAGAAGAUGAUUAUGACACGGAGAAUGAAGCAAGACAGGACGAGCUGCAACAGCUGGACAGAGAUAAUAGAAAUUUAAUGCCCGAGUACCGUAAUCUUUGCGAAAUAAAAACAAGAAAAGUGAAAAUGGACAAUUCCAUUUACGAGCAUCAGCCGCAGCAUUAUCACGAGGUCUUCUGCAAAAGCUACUCGUUAUCGGACGACGAUGGAGGGAUAAGGAAACAUUCGCAACAGAAAUGCGCUUAUCCAGGAUUCCAUUGCGUACAGAGAAGCCGACAGUUGCUUCUAACCCGACGGCGAUGGGGCACUGAUUGCUGGGAGCCGUACACGAGGGAGGUCGCCAGCGGUUGUGAUUGCAUGUGGCCGGUCACAACCCUCGACGAGAUAAACGCACAUUACUGAUCUACCGAAGACGAAUCCGUGAAUUAGCUUAAGUUCAACAGUUUCACUAUCUAGUACAAAGAUGUCGAAAAGCUUCGGACAUAUAUCUGCAAUAUAAACGUGCCUUUCUUAAAAAUAUUUAUUCACUGUAUUACAAAUAUGAACAAGUGAAAUAUAACGGAUACUAGC